This is a messenger RNA of Dichomitus squalens LYAD-421 SS1, 665 nucleotides long. RefSeq lists its product as uncharacterized. The coding region runs from base 158 to 571 and encodes 137 amino acids. The record is from RefSeq and is a predicted model, not a curated record. The transcript is spliced from 2 exons. Lineage: Eukaryota; Fungi; Basidiomycota; Agaricomycetes; Polyporales; Polyporaceae.
GUCAAGUGUGGCCGCAAACCCGCUCCGGACGUCCCUCCGACGAGCGGCAGUAUGCUCGCGCUACUCCUCCACGCAAGCAUCGCCACCACACUCUCCCUCUUCAUCAUCCCAAACAAAACUCAGUGUCCAACCUAAAGCAGAGCUGCCCCCGGAGAAGAUGCGCGCCCUCGUGGACCUCUACCACCAGUCCGCUACAUUCAUCACCCCUGCGAAUCUCUCCGACAAGAUCGACGAGGCGUUCAUCUACCGCACGGCCAACAAAUCCAGGCUUAACCCCGAGAAGCCGCUGUCCAAGAUCCUGUACGACCUCAAGGUCCGCCGGGCUUUCCCCAAGUUUGGGGAGAAGUUAGGACCGACGGUCAAAAGAACGAGGAGUCCGGCGGUGUUGAAAUAUGAGGAUUGGAGCGAGGAGCGGUCGCCGAGGGAGCAGCAGGUGUUCAGGACGCUGCAUGGCGUGUAUAAUCGCGCGAAACCGGGGUACGACGCGCUUAUGGAUGAGCAGGCGAGCGCGGAGAAGGGUGAGGAGGACGAGCAGCAACAGGAAACGCAGGGCGAACAGGGUCCUCUAUGAUACAUAUCAUACGUUCACAUCGUUGUGGAAUACGCAACUUCCUAUUUUCGCAUACAUCUAGUCUUCCUUGCAAAUCCUACAACUAUUACAAGCC